AUGCCAAUUCACCACCUUUCGUUUUUCAAAGCACCGAAAAAGGUUAUCAAAGAGAUUAUUGCAAUUCAGAGGAGAUUUCUAUGGGCUGGGACUUGCGACAAAGGGGGCAUGGCUUGGGAUAGGUGGUCUUUGGUUUGUAAGCCAAAGGACGUCGGUGGUUUAGGAAUCAAACAUGUAGGAGCUUUCAAUCUUGCACUAUUAACUAAGUGGCUUUGGAAGAUCACUUAUGAGCCUAAUGCAAUUUGGUCAAAAAUAUUUGAAGCAAAAUAUGGCAAUGUAAAGAGUAAAACUCUUGCAAAACAGGUCCAAGGUGUUACUAGAUUAGAAUCAUUAUGGUGGAACGACAUCAUGAUAAUUGGAGAUUCCAUUAAACCUGAAGGUUUUGUCAAUCAAUUGCCAUGGAAGUUGGGCGACGGAGGCACAUUCUUUUUUUGGUUUUCACCAUGGUUGGGAUCUUUAAACUUAGAAGAACUUGUAUCCUGA
Lathyrus sativus (Indian pea) is the source of this 483-nucleotide messenger RNA. The record is from the annotation of a GenBank genome assembly. Lineage: Eukaryota; Viridiplantae; Streptophyta; Magnoliopsida; Fabales; Fabaceae.